GAGAACCCUCCUGCAUGAGCUUAAAAACCAACAUUUGUCACUUAUUCUCUUGUAUGCUUCCUCUUUGGAUCGGAGGAAAUUCCAAAAGAAUGGGAUUCCUCUUUAUAGAAACCUUCUCUUCUUCUUCUUCUUCCUCUGGUUCCAUAAUGUCGUCUUCGAAGCAGCUCUUGAUAUUUGUUUGUAGUCUUGCUGUGGUUUUAGGGCAGUACCCCAGAAUCACAGAGGGUCGGGUGAAUAUACCACCAGGAAAGUCAAUGCCGGCGGUUAUAGUGUUCGGUGAUUCGAUCAUGGACACCGGCAACAAUAACAAUCUUAAGUCUGCUGUUAAAUGCAAUUUCCCUCCAUAUGGUGAAAAUUUCCCAGGAAAAGUUCCAACCGGUAGAUUUGGCAAUGGAAAAGUCCCCUCAGACUUCAUAGCUCAAGAACUGGGAAUCAAAGAGUUUGUGCCGGCAUAUGCGGAUACUAGUCUAAAACCUGAAGAUCUCAGCACUGGAGUCUGCUUCGCUUCAGGUGGCACCGGAUAUGACCCUCAGACCCCCGAAUUAGUAGCAGUUUUAUCGCUAUCGGAGCAGUUGAACAUGUUCAAGGAGUAUAUAGGGAAGCUGAAAGCCAAUUUUGGCGCGCAGAGAACAAACUUUAUCCUCGCCAACAGUCUCUUUCUGGUGGUCGCCGGUAGCGAUGACAUUGCCAACACCUAUUUCACUAUUGGCAUCAGAAAGGCAGAAUAUGACGUCCCUGCUUACACUGACCUUAUGGUCAACUCUGCCACUAGUUUCCUUCAGGAUUUGUAUGCACUUGGGGCUAGAAGGUUCGGUGUUUUCAGUGCACCGCCGAUAGGUUGUGUACCUUCACAAAGAACUCUAGGUGGAGGAAUACAAAGACAGUGUGCAGAAGAGUACAACGACGCAGCGAAGCUAUUCAACUCUAAGCUGUCGUCCAACAUGCAGUCCUUGAAUACAAAGCUGCCCGACAGUAGAAUGGUUUAUAUCGAUGUUUACACCCCUCUACUUGAUGUCAUUCUUCACCCUGCCAAAUACGGGUUUAAAGUGGCGGAGAAAGGUUGCUGUGGCACAGGGGCACUAGAGGUAGCGAUAUUAUGCAACAAAUUGUCUCCAACGUGUGAAAAUCCGGCGGAUCAUGUAUUUUGGGAUAGUUAUCACCCUACUGAACAAGCAUACAGAGUACUCAUUCCUCCAGUUCUCCAAAAAUACGUAAACCAAUUCUUCUGAAGAAGACAUAUGCAGUUGCCCUAAACCCAAUCAUUCAAGCUUAAUUAAUAAACUUGUAUUGUUUUAAUCUUCUAAUUUCUCCAGACAGUAAUGUGGUUUGCCUUUUCCUUAUCCAUGUAUUCUUUGAGAUCAAUAUUAUACCUCCUUUUUUGUUAUUGAAUAA
Rosa rugosa (rugosa rose) is the source of this 1392-nucleotide messenger RNA. Its product is annotated as GDSL esterase/lipase EXL3-like. The transcript is spliced from 5 exons. The coding region runs from base 15 to 1229 and encodes 404 amino acids. The record is from RefSeq and is a predicted model, not a curated record. Gene Ontology annotation, biological process: lipid metabolic process. Gene Ontology annotation, molecular function: lipase activity. Lineage: Eukaryota; Viridiplantae; Streptophyta; Magnoliopsida; Rosales; Rosaceae. Gene Ontology annotation, cellular component: extracellular region.